Molecule: messenger RNA, 851 nt
Organism: Zea mays
Lineage: Eukaryota; Viridiplantae; Streptophyta; Magnoliopsida; Poales; Poaceae
Product: EF hand family protein
Exons: 1
Coding region: 313-609 (98 amino acids)
Molecular function (GO): calcium ion binding
Source: RefSeq, a predicted model, not a curated record
CCGUUCUUCAUUCUAUGCAAAAAAAAAAAAACAGUCUACCCCAUGUUCAACACGGCCAGCCGAACUUCAUUCCUGCGCGUGCAAAACGAGUCGUAAAAAACCUCGGCGCUUCUUCCUCUUGGACCGGCCGGCCGGUAUAUAUAGGAGCGCCUGGAGCUGGCGCUGUGUGCGUCGCCACUUGCAACUCGACCGACCACCAGAGCAGCAGUAGACUCACAGCUCACUCACCGUGUCUCACACUCUCACACGUACCGAUCGAGCGGAAGCAAACAAAGCACACGUACGGGGUCGUCGAGAGAGGAUCGGAAUCGGAUGGCGUUCAUGCGGUACCGCGCGCUGCCGCAGGGGGAGCUGACGGUGGAGGGGUUCCGGGCGUGGCUGGCGCAGUUCGACGCGGACCGCGACGGCCGGAUCAGCAGGGAGGAGCUGCAGCACGCGCUGCGCAGCCUCAACGUGUGGUUCGCGUGGUGGAAGGCCCGGGGCGCCGUGCGCGCCGCCGACGCCGACCGCGACGGCGGCGUGCAGCUCAUCGGGGAGGACGAGGUGGCCCGCCUCUUCGCCUUCGCGCAGACCCACCUCCACGUCAAGAUCGCCCAGCUUGGGUACUAACUGCUCAUGGAUGGAUAUGAUCUAUGAUCGAUCGGCCAGUAAUAACUUGGAGCAUGCCCGUGGGCCGUGUCAAGUCUGUAAUCUGUAUGGAUUGGAUUGGAUGUGAUGUGAUGUUAUUUUUCCUUUUUCAAUCCUCGUGGAUGUGUGUUGUUGUUACUUAUUAAACGUUGUACGGGGGCUUUUCAAAUUAAUGUCUUGUAGUAACUUCAAUUUGUGGAUGGUAACUCUAAUUUGUGGAGAUA